CGGGGUCCUUCGGUGAUGCGCGGCGCCGGUGGCCCCCGCGGCCCUCGGGGCGCCGCUGAGAUGCUGCUGCUGCUGGCGCUGGCGUGCGCCAGCCCGUUCCCGGACGAGGGCCCCGGCGGGCCGGGCGGCGCGGGCUCGGGGCCCGGGCCCGGCGGCGGCGGCGGCGGCGGCGGGGCGCGCCCGCUGAACGUGGCGCUGGUGUUCUCGGGCCCCGCGUACGCGGGCGAGGCGGCGCGGCUGGGCCCGGCGGUGGCGGCGGCCGUGCGCAGCCCGGGGCUGGACGUGCGCCCCGUGGCGCUGGUGCUCAACGGCUCGGACCCGCGCAGCCUGGUGCUGCAGCUGUGCGACCUGCUGUCGGGGCUGCGCGUGCACGGCGUGGUCUUCGAGGACGACUCGCGCGCGCCCGCCGUGGCGCCCAUCCUCGACUUCCUGUCGGCGCAGACCUCGCUGCCCAUCGUGGCCGUGCACGGCGGCGCCGCGCUCGUGCUCACGCCCAAGGAGAAGGGCUCCACCUUCCUGCAGCUGGGCUCCUCCACGGAGCAGCAGCUGCAGGUCAUCUUCGAGGUGCUGGAGGAAUACGACUGGACGUCCUUUGUGGCGGUGACCACGCGUGCCCCAGGCCACCGGGCCUUCCUGUCCUACAUCGAGGUGCUGACCGACGGCAGCCUGGUGGGCUGGGAGCACCGGGGAGCGCUGACCCUCGACCCCGGGGCCGGCGAGGCCGUGCUGGGCGCGCAGCUCCGAAGUGUCAGCGCCCAGAUCCGCCUGCUCUUCUGCGCCAGGGAGGAGGCCGAGCCGGUGUUCAGGGCAGCCGAGGAGGCGGGUCUCACGGGUCCCGGCUACGUGUGGUUCAUGGUGGGGCCUCAGCUGGCCGGAGGAGGCGGCAGCGGUGGCUCCGGAGCCCCUGGGGAGCCCCUGCUGCUGCCGGGAGGCGCCCCGCUGCCCGCCGGGCUGUUCGCUGUGCGGUCGGCAGGCUGGAGGGAUGAUCUGGCUCGACGCGUGGCCGCCGGCGUGGCUGUAGUGGCCAAAGGGGCCCAGGCCCUGCUUCGUGAUUACGGCUUCCUGCCCGAGCUGGGUCACGACUGUCGGGCCCAGAACCGCUCGCAUCGAGGAGAGAGUCUGCAUCGGUACUUCAUGAAUAUCACCUGGGAUAACCGAGAUUACUCCUUCAACGAGGACGGUUUUCUGGUGAACCCUUCGCUAGUGGUCAUCUCUCUGACCAGAGACAGGACUUGGGAGGUGGUGGGCAGCUGGGAGCAGCAGACGCUCCGCCUCAAGUACCCACUGUGGUCCCGCUACGGCCGCUUCCUGCAGCCGGUGGACGACACGCAACACCUCAUGGUGGCCACGCUGGAGGAGCGGCCCUUCGUCAUCGUGGAGCCCGCGGACCCCAUCAGCGGCACGUGCAUCCGGGACUCGGUGCCCUGCCGCAGCCAGCUCAACCGCACCCACAGCCCCCCGCCCGAUGCCCCCCGCCCAGAGAAGCGCUGCUGCAAGGGCUUCUGCAUCGACAUCUUGAAGCGGCUGGCGCACACCAUUGGCUUCAGCUACGACCUCUACUUGGUCACCAACGGAAAGCACGGCAAGAAGAUCGAUGGUGUCUGGAACGGCAUGAUAGGGGAGGUGUUCUACCAGCGUGCUGACAUGGCCAUCGGUUCCCUCACCAUCAAUGAGGAGCGGUCCGAGAUCGUGGACUUCUCUGUUCCCUUCGUGGAGACUGGGAUCAGUGUGAUGGUGGCGCGGAGCAAUGGCACCGUGUCACCCUCGGCCUUCCUUGAGCCCUACAGCCCCGCCGUGUGGGUGAUGAUGUUUGUCAUGUGCCUCACCGUGGUCGCCGUCACCGUGUUCAUCUUCGAGUACCUCAGCCCCGUGGGCUACAACCGCAGCCUGGCCACUGGCAAGCGCCCCGGCGGCUCGACCUUCACCAUCGGGAAAUCCAUCUGGCUGCUCUGGGCCCUGGUGUUUAAUAACUCGGUGCCCGUGGAGAACCCGCGAGGGACCACCAGCAAGAUCAUGGUGUUGGUGUGGGCCUUCUUCGCCGUCAUCUUCCUCGCCAGCUAUACGGCCAACCUGGCCGCCUUCAUGAUCCAGGAGGAAUACGUGGACACGGUGUCUGGACUCAGUGACCGGAAGUUCCAGCGGCCUCAGGAGCAGUAUCCCCCGCUGAAAUUUGGGACGGUGCCCAACGGGUCCACGGAGAAGAACAUCCGCAGCAACUACCCCGACAUGCACAGCUAUAUGGUGCGCUACAACCAGCCCCGGGUGGAGGAAGCGCUCACGCAGCUAAAGGCAGGCAAGCUGGACGCCUUCAUCUACGACGCGGCCGUUCUCAACUACAUGGCGCGGAAGGACGAGGGCUGCAAGCUUGUGACCAUCGGCUCGGGCAAGGUCUUCGCCACCACGGGCUACGGCAUCGCCCUGCACAAAGGCUCCCGUUGGAAGCGCCCCAUCGACCUGGCUCUGCUGCAGUUCCUGGGGGACGACGAGAUUGAGAUGCUGGAGCGCCUCUGGCUAUCGGGGAUUUGCCACAACGACAAGAUCGAGGUGAUGAGCAGCAAGCUGGACAUCGACAACAUGGCAGGCGUCUUCUACAUGCUGCUGGUGGCCAUGGGGCUGUCCCUGCUCGUCUUUGCCUGGGAGCACCUCGUGUACUGGCGCCUGCGCCACUGCUUGGGGCCCACGCAGCGCAUGGACUUCCUGCUGGCCUUCUCCAGGGGCAUGUACAGCUGCUGCAGCGCCGACGCCGCCCCAGCACCGCCGCCCGCCAAGCCCCCGCCACCCCCGCAGCCGCUGCCCAGCCCGGCCUACCACCCAGCCGCCGCCGCCGCCGCCGUGCGCCCCGCACCGGGCCCCGCACCCUUCCUACCCCGCGAGCGCGCCGCCCUGGACCGCUGGCGACGCCCCAAGGUCGCUGGGCCACCUCCGGGCGUGGUGGCCGACGGCUUCCACCGCUACUACGGCCCCAUCGAGCCCCAGGGCCUGGGCGCGGGCGCGGGCGUGGGCGUGGGCGAGGCGCGGGGCGUCACGCGCGGGCCCGGGGGGCGCCCGAUGUCCCCUCCGGCCGCGCAGCCCCCGCAGAAGCCGCCCCCGUCCUACUUCGCCAUCGUGCGGGACAAGGACGCGGCCGAGCCCACGGGCGUGGGCGUGAGCGUGGGCGCCUUCCCGGGCUUCCCCUCGCCGCCCACGGCCCCGUCCGCCACCGUGGGCACCCCCGGGGGGCCCGGGGGAGCCGUGGGGCCGCCGCUGUGCCGCCUGGCCUUCGAGGACGAGAGCCCCCCGGCCCCCGCGCGCUGGCCGCGCUCGGACCCCGAGGCCCAGCCGCUGCUCGGGCCCAGCGCGGGGGGCGCCGGGGGCGGCGGCUCCGGGGGUGCCGGAGGCCCAGCCGCACCCCAGCCCGGCGGACGUCGAGCCCCGCAGCCGCCGACCAGGCCUUGCCCGUACCUGGACUUGGAUCUGGACCUGGAACCGUCGGCGUCCGAAUCCGAAGACUCGGAGAGCCUGGGCGGCUCGUCCCUGGGCGGCCUGGAGCCCUGGUGGUUCUCCGAUUUCCCCCCCUACCCGUACGCUGAACCCCUGGGCCCCCCGCCCGGCCGCUACUGGUCGGUGGACAAGUUGGGGGGCUGGCGGGCCGGUAGCUGGGACUACCUGCCCACUCCCCGAGCCGCCGCCGCCGGCCCGGCCGCCUGGCACUGUCGCCACUGUGCCAGCCUGGAGCUGCUGCCCCACACGCGCCAUCUCAGCUGCUCCCACGACGGGCUGGACGGCGGUGGAGCCUGGUGGGCACCCCCGCCACCGCCCCCUUGGGCCGCCGCGGGACCCCCGCCCCGCCGCCACCAUCGCAGCCGGAGCCGCAGCCGCAGCCACGCGCGUUGCGGCUGCCCACGGCCUCCCACGCACGCUCACCCGCACCCACACCCGCCCAGGGCCCGGGCUUCACAACACCCGCAUCGCCACCCGCAGCGAUCGGGGGGCUGGGACCUGCCCCCCGCGCCCACCUCGCGCUCCCUCGAGGACCUGAGCUCGUGUCCACGCAGCGCGCCCGCACGCCGGCUCACCGGGCCUUCGCGCCACGCGCGCCGCUGUCCCCACGCCCGCGCGGCCGCCGCUGCCAGCGCCGCCGCGCAUUGGGGGGCACCCUUGGGGCCCACCGCUUCCCACCACCGGAGACACCGGGGUGGGGAUCUGGGGACCCGCAGGGGCUCCGCACACUUCUCCAGUCUGGAGUCCGAGGUAUGAUGGGGCCACCCGCACGGGCCAGCAAGAGAAGAAGGCCUGGGCCCAACCCCAAAGUCCGAUCCCCAGUGGGGCGCACCGCAUUGGACAUACCCCCAGCCAAGAGGAGGCCAAGACUGACCGGGCUGGCCUGGCCCAUCUGGAAGCAGCACCCCCGGAUGCCCUCCCCGGCUCCCUCCACGCUUUGGGGGUACAGCACAGCACGGGGAGGAGAGAGGGGAUGUGUGGUCGGGUCCCCUUCAGACCCUGGUUCAGUGGACUUCUUUUUCUUUUUUUUUCUAAAACCCGACAAGGGCUUUUUAACGUCACCAUCAUGGUUGGGGGCUGGGGGUCACGACGCACCCGCGUCCCACCACUACCACCACCACCAACUACCACCAACGCCCGGGGCCGUGGGCCCCCCCACAUCACUGUGCAGCUCCCGGUCAGCCAACACCUCCGGGAAGCCCGUUUUUAGACCUUUCAUCCAUCGGGACUCAAAAAACUGUGAGCCGCCUUCGCCAGACUGUGACCCUCCCCAGCCAGACCUUGGCCCCCCCAGCCACACAAGAAUUGCCCCCCUGACCCCAGACUGUGACUUCCGAUCCCCCCAAAACGGUCAUCAGACCCCAGACUGUGACCCUCCUGACCCCAAACUGUGACCCUCCAGGUUAAGCCGUGACCCUGCCCUCUCCUCCUCCUCCUCUUCCUCCACCUUCCUCCUCCGCUUUGACCCAUUCGGACCCCAGACACACCCCUAACGCCCCUAACAGAAACCCCUUCUCCCCUGUCCCAUUCCCCGUCAUUGACACUGUCAACCCCAACACUG
Suncus etruscus (white-toothed pygmy shrew) is the source of this 5041-nucleotide messenger RNA. It is a transcript of the gene GRIN2D, whose product is annotated as glutamate ionotropic receptor NMDA type subunit 2D. Gene Ontology annotation, molecular function: NMDA glutamate receptor activity; transmitter-gated monoatomic ion channel activity involved in regulation of postsynaptic membrane potential. Gene Ontology annotation, cellular component: NMDA selective glutamate receptor complex; postsynaptic membrane; plasma membrane. The transcript is spliced from 12 exons. Gene Ontology annotation, biological process: monoatomic ion transport; long-term synaptic potentiation; excitatory postsynaptic potential. Lineage: Eukaryota; Metazoa; Chordata; Mammalia; Eulipotyphla; Soricidae. Bases 16 to 4236 code for a protein of 1406 amino acids. The record is from RefSeq and is a predicted model, not a curated record.